GUUUUGCAACACUGUCUCCCCACGUGCAGACGUCGCAGCUGCUUGUACUUUUGUUUUUCUUCGAAAGUGCGCUGCAUUUGUUGUUUAUAAUGCCCGAAUUCAACGACAGCAAAGAUUUUAACGUUUCACUAGUGAAAGGCGAAACGACGAAGGGCAGCAACGAUGCAAAGAGCGCGCACAAAUUGAACAAGGCGUGUAAAAAGAAAUACCUGGAAGAGAUCGAGCACACGGAAGUGCAUAGCAGCGAAUUCGACAACGAAUGCGCCGCCGAACUCGGAGAGUUCGAUCUGGCCAUACAUGAUGCUUGGGUGCUGCAAUGCCCCAAGGGAAUGGACAUCGCCUCGUUGGCCGGCAAACGCAUUAAGAUGCCCGGACGUCGAUUCGUUGGCGAUCUGCAGGUUCGCGCCACUCCAUAUGCGGAACCGUUGCAGCAGUCAGUUGGUUUCGUGAAUGCCAGGGGCAAGUACUCAUUGCGUCGUGUACCUUUGGCCGGUCACAUGAUUGUGAGCAAGCGUCUGAAUCAGGAGAAACCCGAUGCAGAUGCUGAUGGUGACGAUGAAAGCAGCGCAUUCCCCAAGCCUAGCAGGCCACAAAAGUUCAAGCUGCCGGUGCGUCAUCCGUUCUUUGGCCGCGACUAUCAGGAACGCAUCGAAGUGAACAAGAAAACAUCGAAGCAACUGCGCCAUGCCGAGAAAAAGAGCUCCGAGGCAACGGUGCGACUUCGAAAUACUUCGAAUUUCUAUAAGGUACGCAGCAAGUUGCUGGCCACCACACAGACACUGGAGGAGAAGGAGCACGAUGUGCGACAGUCUGUGCUCACUGGUGUCUUGCCCAAGUUUAUGGCCGAAACUGUUCCGCCGAGCUAUGUGGAUCUGACAACCGGUGACGAUGACGAGCCCGAGGGGCCCAAAAAGAAGCGCAAAAGCAAAGCCAAUGGUGUGGUCGAUAAUGAUGUUCAAGCUGCCGAAUCGUCCUCUAAGAAGAAGAAGCGCCAGGCGGAGUCCAAUGAGGAGGAGACAGUGGUGAAGCCUAAAAAAGCCAAGAAGCUGAAAUCAUCAUGAUUGACACCUUAGACUAUUUAAACUAUUUUAGAGUUUUUGUUCUAGAUGUAUAUAAACACAGAAUAUACAAUUACGUAUGGAUUAUUUUAAUCAG
Molecule: messenger RNA, 1155 nt
Organism: Drosophila albomicans
Lineage: Eukaryota; Metazoa; Arthropoda; Insecta; Diptera; Drosophilidae
Exons: 2
Coding region: 90-1061 (323 amino acids)
Source: RefSeq, a predicted model, not a curated record